AUGGCUACCCAUCGCUUCGAUCCUAAUUUCACCGACAACGUCGUCAACGCCAUCGGUCCUAAUGCCACCCCUCGGUUCCGCGGCCUCAUGGCCAGUCUCAUCCGCCACGUACACGACUUUGCGCGCGAGAACGAACUGACCGUCGACGAGUGGAUGGCCGGCGUGCAGCUCAUGAACUGGGCCGGACAGAUGAGCAACGACAAGCGCAACGAGGGACAAUUAGUUUGCGAUGUGAUCGGUUUGGAAUCGUUAGUAGAUGAAAUCACAUUCAAACUCGCCUCCGAAGCCGCCGACACACCCACCGCGACCGCCAUCCUCGGUCCCUUUUUCCGCGCAGACACGCCCUACCGACCCAACGGCGCGAACAUCCUCACGACGCCCGUCCCCGCCGGCGAAGGCGAGAUGGUCUUAAUGCACGGGCGGGUCGUCGACUUCGAGACCAAGACGCCGCUGGUCGGCGCGACCGUCGAGGUGUGGCAGGCGUCGACGAACGGGCUGUAUGAGCAGCAGGAUCCGGAGCAGGAGGAGUUUAAUCUGCGGGGGAAGUUUCGCACGGAUGAAGAGGGACGGUAUUGGUUUUAUUGUUUGAGGCCGACGCCGUAUCCGGUUCCUGAUGAUGGACCCGCCGGAAAAUUACUCAAACUGAUGGACAGACAUCCCUUCCGACCGGCUCAUAUCCACAUCAUUGCAACAUACGACAACUACAAACCCCUCACAACACAGAUCUUCGACCGCAAAGACCCCUACCUGACCAACGACUCCGUAUUCGCAGUCAAAGACUCCCUAGUAGUGGACUUUGUCGAGCGCAAGGAUGACCCCCAAGCGGGUCUUGAGCUGAAUUACGAUGUGAAGUUGGUGCCGAGUGAGGCGCGGAAAUAG
Molecule: messenger RNA, 879 nt
Organism: Aspergillus melleus
Lineage: Eukaryota; Fungi; Ascomycota; Eurotiomycetes; Eurotiales; Aspergillaceae
Product: intradiol ring-cleavage dioxygenase
Exons: 4
Coding region: 1-879 (292 amino acids)
Biological process (GO): catechol-containing compound metabolic process
Molecular function (GO): catechol 1,2-dioxygenase activity; ferric iron binding
Source: RefSeq, a predicted model, not a curated record